Molecule: messenger RNA, 1493 nt
Organism: Melanaphis sacchari
Lineage: Eukaryota; Metazoa; Arthropoda; Insecta; Hemiptera; Aphididae
Gene: Brms1
Product: breast cancer metastasis-suppressor 1-like protein
Exons: 6
Coding region: 490-1398 (302 amino acids)
Biological process (GO): negative regulation of transcription by RNA polymerase II
Cellular component (GO): Sin3-type complex
Molecular function (GO): histone deacetylase binding
Source: RefSeq, a predicted model, not a curated record
CGAAUUGCACAGUGUCGUACACUCGUAGGUUUACAUAUUACACAAAACUGACGUUCACUGUUAUCCGUUAUCAGAGAUAUUUUAUUUCAGACAUUUCAGUUGUAACACUGCUUACUGCUUGGUUUAAUGGGUACUGGGUAGUUAGUAAACAAAUCUAUUUCUCUCUUUAGAUUUUUCGUUUGGACUACUCAGUGUCAGUACUCAAUUGUCUAUGUCUAUACAAUAUACUUAAAUUUGGCUAUUAGUGAUAUCGAUAUUACUUAUUUUGAAAUUAUAAUGGCUUUAAUUUGUGAUUAUUUUUAAAUGUUUAAUUUAUUUAAAUAUAUUUAAAGUGCUGUGGAUUAAGUUGAUUAAAUUAACGAACGUAACUAUCUACAUUUCGAAUGUACCUACUAUUUUAUUGAAAUAAAGUUUAAAUAUGCUCAUUGAUUGGACAUUCUAGACCAAUGUAUUACACAUCAAUUAAGUAAUAAUUCUGGAUUUCUAACGAUGUCUACAGCUACAAGUGAUAAUUCAGACAUCAUUAGCAAAAUUCAAAAAAUAACUGAAGAGAGUGGAAAUAACAUUUUAGUGCGUAAAAUUGUAUGUACUGAUAAAAUUAUAGACAUUCCUUACAAUAAGAAAAAAUAUUCUGAAGUAUCCAUCUCAUCGUUAAGUAGUUCUUCAGAGUCAAACAUUUCAGAUUCUGAUACCGACAAUAGUUCAGAUUUGAACAGCGACGUAAACGAAAAAUUACAGGAAAAGUGUGACGAACAAGUACAAAAUAUUGAAACAAAUUUUUAUUUCUUAAAAGAAAUGUUGUAUAGUGAAAGAAUAAGAGAAGUUGAAGAGAAGUUAGUUGAAGUGAGAUUAGGUACAGCUAAAGAAUACCGUAUACCUUUACAAGAAUUACAAGAUCAAAUGAAAUCUCGACUCGAAGUAGCAUCUGUAUUAAGACAGUUCAAAUUAACAAAUUUAAAACAUAAAUAUGAAGCAGAAGAACAAGCAAUAAGACAAAAUUUUGAGAAUAAUAAAGAAAUUUUAUACGAUACUAUAAAAGCUGAUUUAGAAGAAAAAAUUCAGCGAUUAGAAGAAGCGCGUAAUGAAGUAGAUAUAGAUGCCUCUCUUUGGUUAGGUCGUAGUUUAACUCGUAGUGGACGUGGACGUGGAAGACGACCCUAUGGGCAUGUACAACCCAAACGCAAACCUGUUAUUGUAUCUGGUCCAUGUAUAGUCUAUAACCUCAGAGAACAUGAAAUACUUGAAGAUUGGACCACAAUUAAAAAAUUGUUAUCAUCGUCAAAACGAAAAGAAAAUGCGAUGCAACGAUAUAAACCAUAUGAAUACAGUAACAAGGUAUUUCAGCGAACCAUCAUAAAUUAUUUGUCUAGUAACUGGGUAUUGUGGAGUUUUGGAUGAUUGGUAUUGAUGUUGUCUCGAGUAGAGGCCUUGACUAAAUGGACUAGAGUUACUGAUUGGAUAUUUUGUUUGUAUUACUCUAUCUAAAAAAUUAU